Molecule: messenger RNA, 458 nt
Organism: Prorocentrum cordatum
Lineage: Eukaryota; Dinophyceae; Prorocentrales; Prorocentraceae
Source: the annotation of a GenBank genome assembly
GACAACACUUCUGAGUUGAGCAAAUUGGUGCUGUCUGAAUUCGACCGGCGGGCGGACCACCUCUACCCGUACAGGGCCACACUGCGCCUGUCUGUGGCGGAGUGUGCGGCGGCUUGGCGCGACCUCGUCGUGAACUUGGACCAGGGGUCUUGGACGAUGCAGGCAGAGCGCGCAGAUCUGAAGCGGGCCUCCACGGCUCGCCACGCAGCGAAAAUGUCCUGGAAGAAGCUGUGCCACAUCAAGCACCGGGUGUCUUGGGACGGCAUGAAGAAUCUCCUGCUGGAGAAGGCCUAUUCCCCCCUCGACAAUGUCAAAGCGCUCGCCCGGUCGCUCCUCGUGCUGGUCAACCUCACUGAGCGCGGCUGCACAGUGGCCAAGGCUGCCAAGCGGAGUGGCGUGGAGAAAGCAGCGGCUCAGAAGAGCGCGCUGGUGGACCGCAUCUACCACGCGAUCGCGCA